UCCCAUUCCCAAAUCAUCGCGAAAGAAUUGAGGUCUGAGAAAACCUAGAUUCGCUUCGGAAAACAUUUGAGAGAAAAAGAAGAAGAAAAUGUCAGAAGAAAAAGUCAUCGGCUGCCACUCUGUUGCCGCCUGGACCGAGCACCUCGAGAAGAGCCACGUCAGCAAGAAACUGAUUGUGGUCGACUUCACAGCUACAUGGUGUGGACCGUGCCGGUUCAUUGCCCCCAUCUUCGCGGAGUUGGCCAGGAAGAACCCGGAGGUGACAUUCCUAAAGGUGGACGUGGAUGAGCUGAAAACUGUUUCCGAGGAGUGGGGAGUGGAGGCAAUGCCGACCUUCUUGUUCCUCAAGGAAGGCAAGGUAGUCGACAAGGUUGUGGGUGCUAAGAAAGACGAGUUACAGCUCAAAGUUGCGAAGCAUGCAACUGUUGAUGAACCCGCUACUGCUGGUGAUCCCGCGACUGCUUCUGCUUAACUUUUCGCGUUAUCUUUCGAGAAUGUGAACCUCCUACUGUGCUUUGCUAGACGUUUAUAACUUUUAUGGGUUUCUUCAAGACAUAUGAAUGUUUUAUGUAUAUGACUGAUGCCUCAUGGCAAGUAUCUAUGAAUGCUUUUAUUUUGAUGUUAAGAUGGCAUCACAUAUAUCGCUAUUGA
Molecule: messenger RNA, 651 nt
Organism: Malus domestica (apple)
Lineage: Eukaryota; Viridiplantae; Streptophyta; Magnoliopsida; Rosales; Rosaceae
Product: thioredoxin H-type
Source: RefSeq, a predicted model, not a curated record